Condylura cristata (star-nosed mole) is the source of this 1931-nucleotide messenger RNA. It is a transcript of the gene ANKRD16, whose product is annotated as ankyrin repeat domain 16. Gene Ontology annotation, molecular function: protein binding. The record is from RefSeq and is a predicted model, not a curated record. Bases 372 to 1487 code for a protein of 371 amino acids. NCBI's taxonomy places the organism in Eukaryota, Metazoa, Chordata, Mammalia, Eulipotyphla, Talpidae. The transcript has 7 exons.
UCCGAGGGCCCGCGGCCGGGUGCCGCUGCCUCUGAGAUGCGGGCAGCUCUGGAGCCCACCUCCUCCACCCCUAGAGGCGAUCAGAGCCCGGGCGCGCCUUGAAGCCGUGCGAGUUCCGCGACUGCACCCCCAUUACCCACUGGUUCCCAAAUGAGGCCAGUGUAGGGGGCUGCACCUGAAAGCCCCUGGAGUGCAUGUUCCUAGCCGCCCAUGAAGCAACCUCUUUGCUUCGGGUCUAACCCUUCCCAGUUUAGAAAUGUGACCCGUCUCUUCGCCGGACAGGGCCGGGCCAUCGGGGGUGGAACCGUUCGGAAAAUCGAAGUCCCCGAGCUUCAGACACUCCACCGCGCGAAGGACAAGACUGGGGACGCAUGACUGCACCCGGGGACCCGCGGCGGCUCUGCAGGCUGGUGCAGGAGGGCCGGCUGUGCGCCCUGCGAGAGGAGCUGCAGCGCGCACGAGGCCGGGCUGGGAAUGCCGGCUGCCCUGGACCGGCCGGGGACACCCUCCUGCACUUGGCCGCCCGCCAUGGGCAACGGGACGUCCUGGCCUACCUGGUCGAGGCCUGGGACAUGGACUUCGAGGCCACCAAUAGAGACUACAAGCGGCCUUUGCAUGAGGCUGCCUCCAUGGGCCACCGGGACUGCGUGCGGUACUUGCUGGGCCGCGGAGCCGCGGUCGACUGCCUAAAGAAGGCCGACUGGACUCCUCUGAUGAUGGCUUGCACAAAGAAGAAUCUCGAGGUGAUCCAGGAACUUGUAGACCACGGUGCAAAUCCACUCCUGAGAAACAAGGAUGGCUGGAACAGUUUCCACAUUGCCAGCCGAGAAGGCGAUCCUCUGGUUCUCCAGUACUUGCUUACAGUUUGCCCAGCUGCCUGGAAGACAGAGAGCAGAAUUAGAAGAACACCUUUGCAUACUGCAGCUAUGCAUGGCUGUUUAGAGGCAGUAAAGGUGCUUCUUCAGAGGUGCCAUUAUGAACCAGACUGCAGAGACAGGUGUGGUGUCACACCAUUUAUGGAUGCAAUUCAGUGUGGUCACAUCACGUUAGCCAGGCUACUCCUCGAAACACACAAGGUUGAUGUUUCAGCAGAGGAUUCUCUGGGGGCCCAGGCUAUCCACAGGGCGGCAGUCACUGGGCAGAACGAAGCCAUCCGAUUCUUGGUCUCUGAACUCGGCACUAACGUUGAUGUGAGAGCAGCAGCCACCCACCUCACAGCGCUUCAUUAUGCAGCUAAGGAAGGACAUGUGAGCACAAUCCAGACGCUCUUAUCCUUGGGUGCUGACAUCAACUCUAAAGAUGAAAAAAAUAGAUCAGCCCUGCACCUGGCCUGCGCAGGGCAGCACAAGGCCUGUGUUGAGUUUCUACUGCAGACUGGCCUGAAGGACUCUCCAGACAGCACGGGGACCCGGGCCCAGCAGCUCACCCAGAGAACAGACAUCCUGCAGUGCUUCGCCUGCCCUGAAAAAGCACCAGGGUGUUUCUGAAAGAAGACAAUAAGAUGCAUGGCUGUUUAUGCUUUGCUUCUCGGGUCAUUAUUGAGGCAGUGAAACCUGCCAGUGGCCACAUGUCCCCCCCACACCCCACCUUCUCCACUUCAGUUGCGAACUCCCAAAAGAUCAGGUGACUGGGUUCUGAGCUUUGUGGCACAAUUCAGAGCUGUAGAGCACAAUCAGAAUCUUUCCAGGCCUAAAUUUCACGUUUUCUCCCAUUAAAAUUAAAUUAGAAAUUAGCUUUGGGUCAUAAAUAUACCUAAAAAUGUAUCUAAGAUAUUUUUUAAACUUUCCUGUUACUUCAGUUAUAGAAUGUGGUGGGUUUUGUUUGUUUUUUUGUAAACCCACAGGCUCUGUUUGCCCUUUCCCAUCAGCCCACCUGAAGCCUGUGACUAUUAAGGAAUGAAACAUUUGACACUGUAACUUUAAAAAUAUGGU